This is a messenger RNA of Synchytrium microbalum, 1674 nucleotides long. RefSeq lists its product as uncharacterized. Gene Ontology annotation, molecular function: transmembrane transporter activity. The coding region runs from base 1 to 1674 and encodes 557 amino acids. The record is from RefSeq and is a predicted model, not a curated record. The transcript has 11 exons. Gene Ontology annotation, biological process: transmembrane transport. Lineage: Eukaryota; Fungi; Chytridiomycota; Chytridiomycetes; Synchytriales; Synchytriaceae.
AUGGAAGGCAAGGAAAGCUGGGGCUUGCGAGACCGCUUCCUAUCAUGGUACAAUGAUACCACCUACAUCCGUUCUGAGGAACAAAUUGAACGUGAAGAAUAUCUAUUUGGUGUCCUAGGGCUCAAAUCUGGACCCAAGUUCAAUCUGCAACUGUCUGUGGGCUCUCUGUAUGCAUGGUCAAAUUUCAAUACGCCCCUCGACAAUCUCAUGUUUGGUGCGGCCAACUUCAAGGCAAAUCCUACAUUGGCUCAAGGUCCAAAUGUGUUUUACGUCGCGGUUGGUUUCUUUGGUCUCAGUGCAGCUACAUUGGGUCCAUGGCUUGAACGAAAUGGACCUGUUAAAGGAUUGUUACUCGGUGUUUCGCUCUUUACUCUCGGUCAUAUCAUCACUGCCGUCGGCUGCUAUACAACCAUCUACGCUUUAGUAUUCUUGGGAUACGGAGUCAUAGGAGGAAUUGGCUUUGGCUUGACUUACAUCUCUCCCGUAUCACCACUCCAAAAAUGGUUUCCUGACUUCCGAGGUCUUGCAUCUGGAUUUGCAGUUGCUGGAUUUGGUGGUGGAACUUUGAUCGCUUCCUACUUCAUCUCGUACUUGAUUACUGCUCUUGGUGUUGGACACACUUUCCUCAUUAUCGGACUUACAUAUGCUGGAAUCAUGUAUCUCUGUAUACCAAUCUUCCGUGUUCCACCACCUGGGUACACUGUCAAAUCUAUGGCUGUCGAUAUGAUCAAGGGCACAGAAGUACUUGGCGCUCCUCCACCAGCAAAUGAGACUCAAACAUUUGUUGUCGAAGAUGAAAAGCAACAAGCCGAUUACAAGGAUCUCUUCAACCGUCGUGACUUGCUUCAACUUAUAACAUCAGUCGACUUUAUCAUGAUGUACUUGAUGAUGAUGGGUAAUUCAAUCACUGGACUAUUGAUCAUUUCUCGUCUCAGUAAUAUGGUUCAACAGUUGUUUGGAAAGUCCGUUGCUGAAGGAACUACUAUGGUUGCCAUCAACUCUCUAUGUAACAUGGCAGGUCGUAUUAUCUUCUCGUCAAUGAGUGAUUUUGUCGGAAGACGACCCAUGUUUGUCUUUACAUUGACAGUACAAGUUGCUUGUAUUUAUGGUAUACUUGCCGCAGCUCAUCAAGGAGUCUACAGUGCUUUCCUCUUCUGUAUCUUCUUUGCUGGAAUGUGUUAUGGCGCUGGAUUUGGGCUUAUACCUGCCUUCCUUGCCGACAUGUUUGGCGCCAAGAUGACUGGUGCUACCCAUGGAUUCAUACUUACUGCUUGGUCAUUCGACGGUGUCGUAGGCGGAUUAGUCUUUACGGCGGUCUAUAAUUCGAAGCUUGUCAAGGUUCCAGGCUCAACUACACUCAUCGACCCAUCUUCAUACGAUGUCGACUUUUACUGGGUCUCUGCUAUCGUCAUCCUAGCCUGGAUAAUAACUGCCUUCUUUAUACGAACGGAUCUUAAAGCCAGAUUCUUACCAUACCGCCAUGGAGAACUCCUUCGAUCAAGGCUCUUUGGCUCUCUCUUCUUGAUUGGUACAUUCGGUGUCCACAGGAUGACUGCCAAAGAAGAAGAGAUGGAAUGGGCUGAUUACAUGGCAAAAGCCCAGCGCGGCGAAGUUGUAGUUGGUAAAUUAUUCAAUGGUGGUCGUCCAAAAGGAGUCACUGCUGGAUCAGUAUAA